Molecule: messenger RNA, 453 nt
Organism: Aspergillus sclerotioniger CBS 115572
Lineage: Eukaryota; Fungi; Ascomycota; Eurotiomycetes; Eurotiales; Aspergillaceae
Exons: 5
Coding region: 1-453 (150 amino acids)
Source: RefSeq, a predicted model, not a curated record
AUGUCUUCUAACCGGUAUCCCACCAGGUCGUCCCGGAGACUCCAAUGCCACAAGGCUCUCACAGACCAUAUAUAUCAAUGUCUCAGCAAGAAAAUCGAUCCGAAGCAUAUAUUACAUGCCACAUUCAAGAAGAACCUCAGUUGCUGCGCUGUCGAGCUAUUACCGGCAAUCGAAGAAGCCCUGAAGAAUGGUAAUGUUAAGGCUGUGGAUCCGCACACGUUGCCAAGCCAUGAGAGCCCUGUUGGCAUAUCUGCUCCGAAGCCUCAAGAAUCUGACAUUUAUGUCUUGAUUGAUAACGGGGCGAAUGACGGGGCUAGAAUCAACGAAUCUCACGCACGGGAAUUGCUUGAGGAACGAGGAUACUGGGAUGCAGAACGACCCGGUAUCUGUCAGGCACUGGAUCAGGUAGGCCAGAUUCAAGGACUUCUUUCCAAGUCUGUGGGUAUCCUUUAG